AGCAUGCCUGCACUCUGGAGUCAGCCCAGGAUGAAGUCUAUACCUGGAAGGAGACGCAAGAAGGUCCUACGAAGCAUACGACAUUGGGGGGAACUACUUGGGUGGAGGAACGUGUAGACUGCCCUCUGAAGUCUGCACAAGACGCAUGCUUCCUCUCACUCCUCUUGUCCAUCGAUCGACGGCUAUACAGCAUUCAAAGCCACUGUUGCUUCGUGGUUCCAACACGGCUUCGAAAAACAACUACCGCUACAGGAAUAUCGUCCUGUAUCUCAUAUCCUAUAUUAUAUCCUAUCUUAUAUCAUAUCCUAUAUCAAUAUCGGUAACGUCUAGUGCUCACGACAGCAUAUAGACAAGGCAAGUGUUGAGGAAAAUCCUGUUCCUUUCGUCUCAUUCCAAGUAACCACAUUCCUCUUUAUCCCUACACAGGUUUCGUCCGUGAAGAAUGCCAAUAACAAGUGCAUGGGAGCGACUCUGUUGUCCGCAACCAUUGUUACGUUUGGAUUCCUCCUCGCUGCCUACAGUUCAGCGCUGACAGUAAAAUCCAAACUGUUCCCGUCAAACUCAACAUUUCGGCCUGUGGUACGUGGCUAUGUCGUGGACACCAGUGCCUGCAGAAUCCCCGACUUUAGCCCUUUCGACCCUUCCGUAGCAAAGUAUUAUAACAGAGUCAAAUACUACAAGUGCUUCCACAGGCCUUCCUUCGUAGAACAAGAGAGGAAUAUUCUCUUACUCAACACCGACGUGCUUACCCAGUACUACAAUACCAGCCCUGAAACCCUCACUUGUUCCUACCGUUACGUUAAGAGGAACGAGUCCAGUAAAGCUGCAGACUUUACGGUGUAUUUUAGCGCCCCUCACAUCUUGCGCUUCGGGAGGCCGAUAAAGUUUGAGCAGAUCAAGGUGGAAUGCAAGCUAGAAGGUAACUCGACCUUUCACGACUUCUUCCUGAUCCCUAUGCUGAAGCAGAGAGUGGAGCGUCGCUGCAAUAAAAUCUCACCAAGAAAAACAGACGGAGUCAGCCGAAUGAACAUAAUCUUUCUCGGUGUCGACAGCGUCUCGAGGCUGAACUCUCUGCGCCACUUGGAGAUCACAAGAAACUACCUGUUCCGCAACUUUCAUACGAUCGAAUUAUUUGGGCUUACCAAAGUGGGCCCCAAUUCUUUUCCUAACCAACUCGCCAUGCUGUCCGGAAUGAACUAUGAUGAAGGAUGCAGGGCUUGCAAAAGGGAUGCCAUGGACAAUGAAAGCUUCCUCUGGGACACCUACUCUGGCAUGGGCUACAGGACAAUGUUCCUGGAAGAGGCGCCCGAGUGGGGACUGUUCACUUUCUUCUGUAGUGGCUUUCGCGGUGCUCCUACAGACUACUACCCACGACUGCUUAUGUUAGGAGUUUACAGCACGAGCCAUUCAGACUACUGCAUGCAUCAGCGCUUACGAACGGAGGCUUACCUGCAGUACACGUCAUCGCUGCUUACGGUACUCGCUGACCGGCCCUCUUUCAUUUACUCCUGGAUGUCCGACCUCACGCACGACUUCUUCAACUACGCCGGCUACGUCGAUCUCCCAUUUCGACGUACUUUCGAGACACUCACGAAGACCGGCGUGAUGAACAGGUCUCUGGUCGUCUUCGUCAGCGAUCACGGUUUGCGUUAUGGCGACUUCCGCCAGACCCUCAUGGGACGCUACGAGGACCGCCUGCCUCUGUGCAUUAUGAUGUUCCCGCCCGCGUUUCGCGAAAUGUACCCGGAAAUAAUGGAGAACCUCCGCGUCAACCAGCACAGGCUGACCACACCUUUCGACAUACAUGCCACCCUAGUGGAAUUGGCUCAGUUUCCGGGUUCCCGUUACCAGGCGGAGUACCGUACGAGGUACGGACUCAGUCUCCUGCAUGAAAUACCAGAAAAUCGAAGUUGCAACGACGCCUUUAUAGACGCGUACUAUUGUUGCUGCCACGAGCUAGAGGACGACAACACGACGGGAGCCGCGCAUUUAUUGAUGGCCCACUUUAUUGUAAAGACAGUGAACGAAUGGUUGAUGAAUGAGGCGCCAGGAAUGUGCAAGAUGCACGUUCUGAAAGAAAUAACCGACGUUCGCAAGAUCUCCGGCGCAGCCACAAAGAGUUCUUCGUAUUAUUGGAUUACGAUCGUCACUAGGCCUGGAGACGCCGUCCUCGAAGGUGCCGUGAGAGUUUUUCAAAAUGGCACAAUAUCCUUAGAAAAGCUAAGUCGGCUUAAUAUGUAUAGGUAUCAGUCGUCCUGUAUUGCAUCUUCGACGAUGGAGCGAUACUGUGUAUGUAGGUAGGGAGAACCUGGUUGCGCGUUUUCUUUACUUUCAUUUUCUUUCUUCCUUUUCUUUGUUGCGGACGGAUCUGUUGGAGGAAGCAGAUGCACGUUCUUGGAAUAAAACUGCCUAAAAAAUGAUA
This is a messenger RNA of Ornithodoros turicata, 2422 nucleotides long. RefSeq lists its product as uncharacterized. The transcript has 2 exons. The coding region runs from base 460 to 2301 and encodes 613 amino acids. NCBI's taxonomy places the organism in Eukaryota, Metazoa, Arthropoda, Arachnida, Ixodida, Argasidae. The record is from RefSeq and is a predicted model, not a curated record.